Molecule: messenger RNA, 255 nt
Organism: Echinostoma caproni
Lineage: Eukaryota; Metazoa; Platyhelminthes; Trematoda; Plagiorchiida; Echinostomatidae
Source: the annotation of a GenBank genome assembly
AUGUUUCCCACCGCAGACACUAUCGGUCUUGUGGAUCGUAAAGAUUCUCCGGAUGUGGUGGAGCGUCUGGCCAAACAGAUCAUUGAGCAAUCUGCGAAACGUCCGUCUUACAGCCGCCGACGUCCAUUUGAUGCGGACGCCGACAUUGACUACAUCAACGAGCGUAACAAACGCUAUAACGAGUUGCUUGAUCGUCAUUACGGGAAGUAUACAGCAGAAAUCAAACAGAAUCUGGAACGUGGUACGGCCGUGUGA